Molecule: messenger RNA, 1114 nt
Organism: Aphidius gifuensis
Lineage: Eukaryota; Metazoa; Arthropoda; Insecta; Hymenoptera; Braconidae
Product: proteasome subunit alpha type-6-like
Exons: 5
Coding region: 234-974 (246 amino acids)
Biological process (GO): ubiquitin-dependent protein catabolic process
Cellular component (GO): nucleus; cytosol; proteasome core complex
Source: RefSeq, a predicted model, not a curated record
UUGACAUGAUUUUUCAAAAUAGAAAUUAAUUUAAAAAUUGAUUUAAAAAAAUUCUGGCAAUGGCUGAUAUUUACAAGCUUUCUAUUGGCUAUUUCUGUUAGAUAUUUAUUAAUGUCGUUUUGUUGUAAAUUUUUUUUAUAUAAAAAAAGUGUAUGUGUGUGUGUGAGCGCCAUUAUUCCGGUGUUGAUGCUUGUAUAAAAAUUUCGAUUUGUAUUCGUUGAUGACUUGCAACCAUGGCUCGAGGAAGUAGUGCAGGUUUUGACAGGCAUAUUACAAUUUUUUCUCCUGAAGGAAGAUUAUAUCAAGUUGAAUAUGCAUUCAAGGCAAUUAACCAAGGUGGUCUUACAUCAGUUGCUGUUAAAGGAGUCGACACAGCAGUUUUUGCAACACAAAAAAAAGUUCCUGACAAGCUUCUUGAUCCACAAAGUGUAACACAUGUUUUUCAACUUACUGAAGAUAUUGGCUGUGUUAUGACUGGAAUGAUUGCUGAUAGUAAGAGUCAAGUUCAAAGAGCUCGUUAUGAAGCUGCAAAUUUCAAGUAUAAAUUUGGCUAUGAAAUACCAGUUGAUACACUUUGUCGUAGAGUUGCUGAUAUAAGUCAAGUUUAUACACAAAAUGCUGAAAUGAGACCACUUGGUUGUUCAAUGAUUCUCAUUGCUUAUGAUAAAGAAAAAGGACCAUCAAUUUAUAAAGCAGAUCCAGCUGGUUAUUUUUGUGGUUAUCGUGCUAUUUCAGUUGGUGCAAGACAAACUGAGGGUAAUUCUUAUCUUGAAAAAAAACUCAAGAAAAAACAAAAUUUCAAUCAUGAUGAAACUGUUCAAUUGGCUAUAACUUGUUUGUCAACAAUUCUCUCGGUUGAUUUUAAACCAUCUGAAAUUGAGGUCGGAAUUGUUUCCAAGGAUAAUCCUAAAUUUCGUAUUAUGGGAGAACAAGAAAUUGAUAAGCAUUUAACUGCAAUUGCUGAAAAAGAUUAAACUUAAAAUUAAUUUAUACAACCAAAUUUUGAAAUGAAAAUUAUACUUUUUUCCUUCUUUUUCUAUUUGUUUCAAAAUAAUUCUUAUAUAUGGAUAAUUAAGGGUUGUAUUUAAAAUAAAAAAUAAACAUUUCUCACUUA